Molecule: messenger RNA, 2568 nt
Organism: Trypanosoma conorhini
Lineage: Eukaryota; Euglenozoa; Kinetoplastea; Trypanosomatida; Trypanosomatidae
Exons: 1
Coding region: 1-2568 (855 amino acids)
Source: RefSeq, a predicted model, not a curated record
AUGGGGGCGGUGCCAAGCCGGGAGACGCUGCAGCGGGGCCUGUACGUCGUGCGGGCGGCGGGGGGCGGCGGCGUUGGGUGCGGCGGUAAGAGGCAGGAGAUUGUGCUGAUCCCGCUGACGAAGGAGUUCUUUCCCUCCCCCGACUGUGCCCUCUUUGUGCAGUUCCACAGGACCCGGUGCGAUGCGGGGGUGAACUACUACUUCCGCCGCCCGGGGAACCCCGGCGACCUGAGCCGGAUCCCGGCCACAGACAACAGCGACGGGGAGUCCUCCUACCCCUCGCGCGAGGCCCUCUACCGCGGGGUCGUGGAGCGAGUGGAGGAGAUGCUCUUUGACACCGACGAGGAAAUGCGGCAGGCGCACGAGCGUGCGGCGGGGCUGACGACGCCGGAGAGUGGCGCGGGCAAGAAACGCGUCCUUCCCAUCAUCUGCGCGGUGGCCUUCCGCUACGACCCCAGCAAGCUGGCGCAGCAGAACGGCAUCCUCGGCGCCGGCUGCCCACAGCAGCUGCAGAUGGCGAUGGAGCAGGGCGUCUACCUCUGCGGCUCUAUCGUCAACAUCGUCGGCUGCUUUGGGUUCGUGCCGAUGGAGGUGGAGGGGGCGGCGGUGCCCGCCAGCGCGGGGAGUCAGGCGUACUGCUCCGCGACGAGCCCGCCCCGCGCCCCGCCCUCGGUGCCGCGGAGCCAAACGCGCACCUCCGCGGCGCAGUCCCCCGCGGCGCCUCCCCGGAACCGCCACGAGGACCCGUUCGCUCUCUCCGCCGGCCACCACCCGCGCCCCGCGCUGCCGAGGUCUGCGCUGGCGGCAGCCUGCUCUUUGGCGUCGUCGCCGUCGUACGACCCGCACCAGCCCGCGCCACAGCAGCAGCGUCCGCGCGUGCCCGUGCCGGCCGGGCUUAUUCAGCUGGGGGGCAUCGCCGGGUCGAACUACGACCACUUCGUCUCACUGCCGCCGCCACUGGCGGCGGCGCCGUUGGCGGCGAUUGUUUUCCUCACAAAAUCCGCGGGUGAACAAAACCUCAGCCGCAUCACCUUCAUGGCGGCGGGGAUGUACUACAACCAACUCAUUGACGCCGGGUUGCUGCAGCGCCCGGCGAAGCAAACGAUGCAUUCCCCGUACUACGCGAAGCCCUGCAUGCCACCGAUGGAUACGUUUAGCUUCUCCUCGCUCAUGACGAACGUGCCCAUUCUGUCCUUUCUGCAUGAGAUGCGCUGUCGCAUGGGGCACGUGGGCGUAGACCCCCACCUCGGCGGCUCCCAGCACUCGCGCACAAGCUCGCUGGACAGCUCCACGUCGACGCUGCCUGCCAUUCCCGCCGGGUUUACUGAGCCCGCCGGGUUCGAGACGUGGAUCACGGAGGACAACAUGCUUCACGGUCGCAUCGGGAAGCAGCUGGCGGAGCGGCUCUGUCUCGCGCUGGCGGAGCGGCCGGACAUCUUCGCGCGACGCGUGGAGCCGCUCCCCUCGGGCGACGCCUACUGGCGCUUCCGCGGACUUGUGGACCGCCACCGCCCACCGCCCCUCCCCCUCAGCGAGGGCGGCACCACGCCCGUGGACGACCGCGACGUGUACGUCAUGGGGGCCGCCGUGAUGGACGGCUUUGACGAGGGGGACGUGCUGCGCUACGACGCCGAGGUUGGGCUGUGGGUGGCGGACCGCAGCAUCCCGCUAGACGCGGUGGUGCUGGCGGCGAUGCGGCCGCACUGCAAGGCCGCCCGCGAGGCCCCGCCGGAGGACCCCGGCUGGGUGACCACGACGCAGGCGCUGCAGGAGGGCGACGUGGACGACGACGGCGACGACAAUGACGCCGCCGCGGAGGAGGCGGAGCAGCAGGCGGAGGGGAGUCGUGGCGGCAGCCCCCAGGCGAAGCGGGUGGACGCGGCGGCGGGCGCGGGAGAGCGGCGGCGGCACAGGCGCGUCCAUGUGCGGGAGGGGAACUUUUACAUCUACCGCUUCGAGCUAAACGGCAAGACGUACUACCACGGCACGGUCCCGGACUUUGCGAACCCCAACAAACGGAGCGCGCACGGGGCCGCGCUUUCCGCGGUUCCGCGCAGAGACGCCGCUGCCGCGGCGAAGCCUGCACCACCGCCCUCCGCGGGGCCCAGCGGCGCGGGUGCGGGGGAGCGGCGCGGCGAAAAGGCGGGGAGCAGGCGGCCCCCGCCCUCCAUCACCUCCGCCCUCUUCUCCCUUGCGCCGGACGGCGCCAGCGACGCCGCGCAGGAGGGCGGUGUCGCGUACCUCCCCACGCGUGUCACCUCCACCGCCCUAGACACGGCGAAGCGGUGGAUGGGGGCGCUGUUGCAGUACGCCGCGAAUCCGCGGCAGGCCUUCGCCGGGGCCGGCGCGGGCGUCGCGGGUGAGGCAGACCUGCGCUCUCCGCGCCUCAUCUCCCCGCUGGGGGCAUCAACCCCCCUGACGCGGCGACAGCCGACGUUUGUCGAGGUGGGGCCCGACGCAGUGCAGACCGCGGCGCCGCAACACGCGGCGGCGGCGGCGGAGAGUACAGGGUUCGUUAAGCGCUUCGUACAUGAAACUCGGUAUGUGUGGGAUUGGCGGAGAUCGUGA